CCGCCAUACCACGCCUUCGACAAGAGGAAGAAGAAAGGAAUAAUGUAUUUGAUGGCGAUUGUAGGUGUAUUGACACCACUAUCUACCUUCAUUUACUUUCCAGUAUUGGGCGACAUCUCCAGGGCAUUUCACCUAAGUUCAGAAUUUGUCGUUCUCACUAUUGCUGUCCAUAUGGUGGUCCAAGGCAUCGCACCGUUUGUAUGGAUGCCGCUUGGAGACUACUUUGGUAGAAGGUUCGCCCUCAUUACCACAUUGGCAAUCUUCGUGGGCGCCAACACAGGGUUACUUUUCUCAAACAGUUUUCUUUCCUUGAUGCUUCUGAGAGCUGCUCAAGCUUUUGGAAGUGCGGAUCUACCAAUAAUCGGGGCCGCUGUCAUUGGUGAUAUAUCGACCGGCAUAGAGAGAGGAGCUCUCAUCCGCAUCUAUGGAUCAAUACUUAUGCUUGGUCAUUUGAUCAGUCCUGUUCUUGGAGGAGUCCUUACUCAAUUCUUUGAAUUCCGGUCUAUAUUCUGGUUCCAACUUGCUCUUGGAGGCCUUUCCCUCGCUCUCGUCACCCUAUUUCUUCCCGAGACUCUUCGGAACAUUGCAGGUAACGGCACUAUCAGAUUAAAGACUUACCAACAACCAUUGCUCGCUUGUGUAAAGUCAUCCCCGGAUGCACGCUUUAACUCCAAUCCUGAGACCAUCACACUGCCACCUACAUUUAUUUCUUUCGUUGAGCCUCUGGAUUUGCUUUCACAUAUGGACAUUCUGGGUUCCAUUAUCUUCGGGGCUAUUGCUUUCGCCACCGCCGUUGUCGUGAUUGCCACCACAGCAUUGUGUUUGGAAACUUACUAUCGCCUCUCCACGCUCCUUGUCGGUCUUGCGUUCCUGCCCAGUGCUGCAGGUACCCUUCUGGGGUUCUUUUUCAUUAGCUACCUGUUGGAUCGCGAUUAUAAAUUCAUCGAGACCCGGUACAAGACAACCCACAACAUCAAAGAAGACACAACUUUAAGCUUGAAGCAUAACUCCGACUUCCCUAUCGAGCGCGCAAGGCUCAGGAAUAUUUGGUGGAUAACUUUUUCUUUCAUCGGCGCAACAAUUGGGUACGGCUUCUCUCUGUCCACCAAACAUAUUGCCAUCCCCUUGAUCAUGCAAUUCCUAGUUGCCUUUGGCGCAACUGCUAUUUUGCUAGCCAAUGGAGUUUUGAUCUCCGAUCUGUGUCCCGAGAAUUUGGCGUCUGUUACUGCUGUUAUUAAUCUUGUUCGGUUCUGUAUGGGUGCUUUGGCCGUUGGUGUUGUGCAGUUGCUAUUUGAUCGUCUUGAUGCCGGGUUUGUGUUUUUGGUCUUUGCAAUGGUGACAUUAGCUGUCACUCCGAUUUUAGCGAUGCAGUGGAUGUUUGGGGUGAAAUGGAGGAUGGAAGAAAGAAGCAGCUCAGAGAAAAGGUCACUCCCGGACCGACUGAGAAUUCUACUGGUACGUCCAUUCGAUCGGCUUCCAAGUUGGAGCAAUAUACGGGGAAAACUCAGUAUCAAGCGUUUUUCUUCGAAAGUCAGGAGGCCAUUUAGGGGACUACCACCGUUAAGAGAUCUUGGUGGAGGCACAUGGAGAAAGAACCUCCUACUAAGAACUCAGAAUUUGUCUUCGAGAGUUCCAAGUCCGCGAGAAAUUUGGGGGAAAGUGCGGUGGACAACUACAUGAGUCGAUGGUUUGCUACUUGGAUCCCCUUCUAGUUAGACACUUCACCAUAAAAUGAGAUACCC
Messenger RNA from Hyaloscypha bicolor E, 1742 nucleotides. RefSeq names its product MFS general substrate transporter. Bases 43 to 1680 code for a protein of 545 amino acids. Gene Ontology annotation, molecular function: transmembrane transporter activity. The record is from RefSeq and is a predicted model, not a curated record. Gene Ontology annotation, biological process: transmembrane transport. The transcript has 4 exons. NCBI's taxonomy places the organism in Eukaryota, Fungi, Ascomycota, Leotiomycetes, Helotiales, Hyaloscyphaceae.